UCUUUUCCUGCCUGAUUGGUGUUGACCUCCUAGACCAGGUAAAAAUAGUUUCUUUUAUAACUUGUGCCUGAGGAGUGCUCCGGCUGUUCUGUCUGUGGGUGGAUCAACCGCGGUGUGAGGUACUACCUCAGUCGCUUUGCAUACUGAACCAUGAUUACCUGCGAUAGCUGCUCCACUGAGCUCCACCGGCAGACGUAAAGUCUACACCUAACUCGGCUCACUAUAGAGGACUAUUCGCGAGAAGACUCCUGUAGAGGAUGGCAUUGGGUUUACACCUUAGCUUUGUGUUUCUUAGCACACUGAUGUCGGCGGCGAGAUGCAGGGUGGAAAAAGAGCUGUCUCCCGAGUGCAAAGCAUUCUUUUACAUGGAAACACCACCGAGAGGACUGGAGCACCACCCUGUGCGAUAUAUUUGCCAAUUUUACAACAAGAAAGCCCGUUAUGUGACUCUGUACCACAUUGGCUUUCGUAUACCCGUGUACUCUGCCUACACUUUUAAGCGUACGGAUGGGGAGAGAUGUGUGGACGUCCCAUGGAUGUACGAACCUCAGCUGUCAACGCUUUCCGAAACAGAUGAGAUGCAGCCCUUCCCGCGCAGAAUCAUGCACUUGAACUUUGAGGACUCCCAAGCGAUCCUGGAGGAUUACACCAACGCCAUACAUUACGAGCGGGGAACCCUGAACCCAGACGAGCAUCAGGACGAGCUCGACGACAAAGCCUCCACCUACACCCUCACCAACGUAGUUCCCAUGGUGCCCGUUUUCACCAACAUAGUCUGGAGCAGACAGGAGCACAUCGUCCGUAAAAGGUUGAACAACUACUGCCGCGGCACAGCUUACAUCGUGACCGGCGUCACCACGUCUGGAAAGAGGAUCCGCCGGGACAACAUGGAUCGCAUUGCGGUGCCCAAGUAUGUGUGGUCGGCCUACUGCUGCGCCGACUACGACCAAAACACGCCGUUCGGUGAGCGCCACAAAUUCCCUUCUUUCGCACACUACGCCCUAAAUGUGGAGGAAAACAACAACGUGGUGGAAAUGUCCGUCCAGAAGCUGAAGGACUUCCUCGAGAAGACGACCUUCGUCAGCAAGAACUUCCAGAUAUUUGCUGGCGACUGUGUCCCACCAAAAAACAGAUGAGGAGCAAAUUGUGUUUCUGCGCAAAACUACACAUGAUGUCAUCAAGAUUUGUGAACUUAUAACAGAAAGAUUAUGAAAUGAAAAACAAUGUUACAAUAAAAACAAAAUAUAACAAAU
This is a messenger RNA of Oryzias latipes (Japanese medaka), 1253 nucleotides long. Its product is annotated as endonuclease domain-containing 1 protein-like. The record is from RefSeq and is a predicted model, not a curated record. NCBI's taxonomy places the organism in Eukaryota, Metazoa, Chordata, Actinopteri, Beloniformes, Adrianichthyidae. Gene Ontology annotation, molecular function: nucleic acid binding; metal ion binding; hydrolase activity.